GGCUGGCGCUGGAGCAGGGCCACGGCCCUGGGCUCGGGCCCCCCGAGGAGCUGAGCCUUCCAGGGGGCCUUCUUCCAGGGGGACCCCCCUUACAGGACAGCGCCAGCAGCCGCCAUGGCGUCGCGCAUCGGGCUGCGCAUGCAGCUCAUGCGGGAGCAGGCGCAGCAGGAGGAGCAGCGGGAGCGCAUGCAGCAGCAGGCCGUCAUGCAUUACAUGCAGCAGCAGCAGCAGCAGCAGCAGCAGCUGGGGGCGCCGCCCACCCAGGCCAUCAGCACCCCCGUCCACUUCCAGUCUCCACCCCCCGUGCCUGGGGAGGUGCUGAAGGUUCAGUCCUACCUGGAGAACCCCACCUCCUACCACCUGCAGCAGUCCCGGGACCAGAAGGUGCGGGAGUACCUGUCCGAGACCUACGGGAACAAGUUUGCUGCCCACAUCAGCCCUGCCCAGGGCUCCCCGAAGCCCCUGCCAGCCGCCUCCCCAGGGGUGCGGGCCGGCCAUGUGGUGUCCUCCUCAGCGGGCAACAGUGCGCCCAACAGCCCCAUGGCCAUGCUGCACAUUGGCUCCAACCCCGAGAGGGAGUUUGACGUCAUCGACAACAUCAUGUGUCUGGACGACGUUCUGGGCUUCAUCAACCCUGAAUCUCAGAUGCCCAACACGCUGCCGCUGUCCAGCAGCCACCUGAACGUGUACAGUGGUGACCCUCAGGUCACAGCCUCCCUGGUGGGUGUCACCAGCAGCUCCUGCCCAGCCGACCUGACCCAGAAGCGUGAGCUUACAGAUGCCGAGAGCCGGGCCCUGGCCAAGGAGCGGCAGAAGAAGGACAAUCACAACCUAAUUGAAAGGAGACGGAGGUUCAACAUUAAUGACCGCAUCAAGGAGUUGGGAAUGCUGAUCCCCAAGGCCAACGACCUGGACGUGCGCUGGAACAAGGGCACCAUCCUCAAGGCCUCUGUGGACUACAUCCGGAGGAUGCAGAAGGACCUGCAGAAGUCCCGCGAGCUUGAGAACCACUCUCGGCGCCUGGAGAUGACCAACAAGCAGCUCUGGCUCCGAAUCCAGGAGCUGGAGAUGCAGGCCCGAGUGCACGGCCUGCCCACCACCUCCCCGUCCGGCAUGAACAUGGCUGAGCUGGCCCAGCAGGUGGUGAAGCAGGAGCUGCCCAGCGAGGAGGGCCCUGGGGAGGCCCUGCUGUUGGGGGCCGAGGUCCCUGAUGCCGAGUCACUGCCCGCUCUGCCCCCCCAUGCCCCAAUGCCCCCGCCAGCCCAGCCACCCCAGCCACCAUCCCCAUUCCACCAUCUGGACUUAAGCCACAGCCUGAGCUUUGGGGGCGGGGGCGAUGAAGGGCCCCCAGGCUACCCUGAAGCUCUGGGGCCGGAGCAUGGUUCCCUGUUCCCCAACUUGUCCAAGAAGGACCUGGACCUCAUGCUCCUGGACAACUCACUGCUGCCAUUAGCCUCCGACCCCCUCUUCUCCACCAUGUCCCCCGAGGCCUCCAAGGCCAGCAGCCGCAGGAGCAGCUUCAGCAUGGAGGAGGGCGAUGUGCUGUGACCCUGGGGGCCGGCAGGCCUGGGGGCUGGGAGGGCCAGGGCCGCCUCCCGCCCCACUGCAGGCUGCACUUGUGUGUGAAGUAGCCACCUGCCCUGCCUCACCUCCCUGUCGGCCCCUUGUUUGGACUUAGUGCCCGCUUGGCAGCCCGUGGGGCAGGGGAAGCCCUCACCCGGCCAGUGCUCCCCAGGGGCCCUCCUGAGGGGCUGGGCAGGAACAGGUCUCCAGCCGGGCUCCUGGGGUGUGUGUGCUGGAGGUAAGAAGAGAGCCGGAGGGUCCUGUCUUCUGAGCCUGCUCUCCCCACCCCCACCAAUGAAGGAGCAGGGGGUUCAGGAAGUUCCUUCUCUGAAGCAGUGACUGGUCCAGGGGGUGCCCAGGCCUGCUUGUCUGCGACUCAGAUGGCAACAAGCCGCCCUCCAGCCUGGCUGUCCCCCUCACACAGGUGGGGUGCCCCCAGCCCCCCUUUGGUGCUAACAGCUCUCCACCAGGUGGUGUGAGGGCAGGGGUGGCCGGCAGAGGGGGCGCUGGGUUCAGGUUGGUGUGGGGUCACUGCUGGAAGAGCAGCUCCCCUCCAGGCUCCCACUUUGUGCCUUUAGUAAACACUGUGCUUUAUACUCCUUUGUCCUGUCUCUUUGAGGGGGUCUGGGGCUGACGGAAAA
This is a messenger RNA of Molossus molossus (Pallas's mastiff bat), 2204 nucleotides long. It is a transcript of the gene TFEB, whose product is annotated as transcription factor EB. Bases 115 to 1548 code for a protein of 477 amino acids. Gene Ontology annotation, molecular function: DNA-binding transcription factor activity, RNA polymerase II-specific; protein dimerization activity; RNA polymerase II cis-regulatory region sequence-specific DNA binding. Gene Ontology annotation, biological process: positive regulation of DNA-templated transcription; regulation of transcription by RNA polymerase II; humoral immune response. The transcript has 9 exons. NCBI's taxonomy places the organism in Eukaryota, Metazoa, Chordata, Mammalia, Chiroptera, Molossidae. The record is from RefSeq and is a predicted model, not a curated record. Gene Ontology annotation, cellular component: nucleus.